Molecule: messenger RNA, 1002 nt
Organism: Neocloeon triangulifer
Lineage: Eukaryota; Metazoa; Arthropoda; Insecta; Ephemeroptera; Baetidae
Gene: Coq4
Product: ubiquinone biosynthesis protein COQ4 homolog, mitochondrial
Exons: 6
Coding region: 113-952 (279 amino acids)
Biological process (GO): ubiquinone biosynthetic process
Cellular component (GO): mitochondrion; mitochondrial inner membrane
Source: RefSeq, a predicted model, not a curated record
CUCGAGGGCGCCGUAGCACCGCGAAAUUUAAAAACCAAAACAUUGAAGUGUGCAAAGAGUUAUUGUCAAGGUUAAAAAGUAUUUAAUAAUUGUUUAAUCUCUCCUGGCAAAAAUGUUUUUAACGUCUCGAAAAAUUCUACAAGAAUCUUGGAGCUGGCGCAGCUUUGUAGCGAGGAGACAAAGGAUAAGUAAUGCAACCGCAGCGGACGAACAACCACACGAAAGUGACGAUUCAACAACUUCAGGCUCUGCAGAUGACAAUCCAUACCUUGCCGACUUUGAAAAACAUUAUAUUCCUUCAACGCCAGCUCAAAAGCUGAUUUUGUCAGCUGGCUCAGCAAUAAUCACGCUUUUGAACCCAGGACGGCCAGAUGCUCUCGGAGUGUUUGGUGAGACUUCUGGGCAACUGGCAUUGCAGAGGAUGCACGAAAAAAUGAUGGCAAGCAACGAAGGUCAGCAGAUUUUGCUUGAAAAACCCCGAAUCAACUCAAGAACUGUUGAUCUCGAUGCGCUUAAGAAACUUCCACCAAACACUUUUGGUCGGGCUUACAUCAAGUUUCUGGAAGACAAUAAAGUGACUCCAGAUACCAGGACGCCUGUCCAGUUUGUUGAUGAUAUUGAAUUAGCGUAUGUGAUGCAGAGGUACAGAGAAGUUCACGAUUUAGUCCACACCGUCCUUGGCAUGCCAACAAACAUGCUAGGCGAAGUUGCUGUGAAAUGGGUGGAAGGAAUCCAGACUGGUCUGCCAAUGUGCAUGAGCGGUGCCAUCCUUGGACCCUUGCGUUUCAAAACAAAACAAAGGCAACGCUAUUUAAAGUCAUACCUUCCGUGGGCUCUUUCAACAGCAAAAAAUGCAGAAUUUCUGCUUAACGUUUAUUAUGAAAAACGUUGGGAACAACCUAUGGGCGAACUUCUUCGAGAAAUCAAGAUUGAGCCCUUCAUUGAAAUUUAAUUAAAUAUAAAGUGAUUUACUUUAACUUUAACAGAAUUACUAAUGCUUAA